This is a messenger RNA of Amphiprion ocellaris (clown anemonefish), 10877 nucleotides long. RefSeq lists its product as uncharacterized. The transcript has 6 exons. NCBI's taxonomy places the organism in Eukaryota, Metazoa, Chordata, Actinopteri, Pomacentridae. The record is from RefSeq and is a predicted model, not a curated record. The coding region runs from base 699 to 2699 and encodes 666 amino acids.
UAAAGUGCAGGGGGGAGAAAGGCAUUUUGAGACAGAUGGGGUAAGGAAAAGAGUGGUGAAGGAGAGAAAAACCCUGAAUGGAUGCUUCAGUGGCCAAUCAGAGCAUCCGCCUCCUCUCCUCCUGCAUCCAGGCUCUGUGAUUGGCCGGCAGAAGCUGAGAUGCAGAGAGAGAGAGAGAGAGAGAGAGAGAAACAGGAGGAUAACGAAAGAAGAAGAAACUGCCAGAUGAGGACGGCUCUGCUCCUCACACCUUCCUCUCGCUCUCUCUCUUUUUCUCUCAGUGGCUGGUCUGCCUCGCUCGCCCCUGUCUGUGCUGCUGCAAUUCACUCGUCUGCGUUGUUUUCUGAUUUCGAAGAGAGACGGGUUUAAUGCGAUGGACCUGCAGCCCAGCGACUACUGCUGCUGCUGCUGUUUACACCUGAGCAUCAUGGGAGCUGUAGUUUCCUCGGCAAUGCAGGAUGACAGCUGAUUAACUGGGUUAUCAGAGUUUGGAGAUGUGGGCUGGUGGACAGACGAGCCUCAACAAACUCUAUUCUCUCACUCUCUUUUCCUCCUUCUUUUAAACCUUUGUUUUCCUUCCUCUCCUCUGCAGUUUCUUUCGUUUAAUCUCUCCACCCCUCUUUCUCACCUAUUUUCCUUCUUCCCAACCUUCACUCUUCUCCAUCUUUCUCUCCCGACUUGUGAAAGGAAAAGGCAGAAUGGGUUGUCGUCUCACUCGAACCAAGGCUAAGACUCACGAACCUUCUCAUCACCGGCACCGGGAGGAGCUGCACUUUGUGGACGAGUAUGGCCAACCAAUCACUAUGCAGGUGGAGGGGAAAAGGGGGCGGGGUCACAGGAGGCGACGGUCCCACUGCGCGAUCGAGUGCAGCGUCCCGACAGAAAGACACUGGGAGGCCCUGAGAGCCAUGGGACUGAUGGAGGGCGAGGAAGGGCAAGGAGACGGCUAUGGAGCAGGGCCUUACUAUGGUCACAUGACUGUGUCACCUGACCUAUACCCUGCCAAUAGCCACAUGAUGAUGUCCCCUGAUGUCUAUCCACCCAAUGGCUACCUGCCCAGACCAUCGGAUGAGCAGCACCCAGGUAACAACUACCUGCCCAGCGUCUCCUAUAGCCUAGACCACCUGGACAGGCUGGACUACCAGGGUCCAGAAAUGCUGCCAUACCAGCCAAACUCAGAGAGCUGUCUGAUUGGCUGCUACAGUGCAGAAGAGGUGGCGCCUAAGAAUUUCCCAAGACAGUCUGACUAUCGUCCUUCCUGGAGGUCAGAUCGUCAUCUUGGCUAUCUUCCCCUCAGCGAGCUCGACAGUGGGUUAGGCUGUGGCCCUGACAGUCCACACCACAGGGUGCCAUUCUCCGAAGCUGAGACAGAUGCCAUGUCAUCACUCCCAGGCCACACCGCUUCCUCCCAAGGCUCCUCCUCUUCCUCUGAGUCCCUGAUCUCCUCUGAACCCAGUGACUCGGGCUUCCACAGUGUCAGCACCGGGGAACACCGGAGGCUGCACAAAAUUCAUGGCAACCAUGCUCACCGACAGGCUCACCACCUCCGCUCAGGCCACUCCCCUCGAGAGCAGAGAGGACGCUGGGAUUUGGAGUCCAUCCCUGAGACUACUCCGAUGACCCACCCAGGAAGGCCGCAGGCAUCCCGCUGCACUGUGGGCAACAGCACGACCACAACAGUUCACUUCCACAGAGCUGAGAGGAGUCCAACUUUACCUCGUCACUGUUCACCUCCCUCACCCUCCAUCGGUUGUCGCACUGAGCCUUGCCAGCGGAGGGCGCUGUGGCUGGAACAGCAGCAGCAGGGAGGAAGUGGGACAACAGAGGCUCCAGGAAGGAGUCGGACCAUAACAGAUCUGAGUGAAGGACAGCGGCGUCGCAGGGCGAGUCACCCCAACAUGACGGAUCCAAACACUCUGAGAAACUCUCUCCAGAACAACCAAACAGGUAACAGCAGUAACACACUGGGGCCAAGGAGCAGGGCCAGUUACCCCAGUAACUGUCACCCCACUGCUCAACUCAGCAUAGACAGAACCAGUCUGACCAAUCAUCAAAACACACUGAGAAGCAACCAGAGAUCAAGUCGAAGUCGGGAGGAGGACUCCCUCUCUAAGAGUCCUGGAUCUGGCUCCAGUGGAGCGUCAGACUGGCGUGGCUUUCAGACUCUCGGGAAUCACACCAGCAAAUCUAAAGGUUCCUGUGGUCCCCGCUACAGUACGCUUGGAGCCCCGCAGCAUAGCUCUCGUUCACCACCAUCACCACGCUCCAGACUGUCGAAUCAGAAGUCGGUUAGGAAUCAGCUCCUCAGAGCCCGAGCUUACCGACUGGCCAGGGAGCGCAGUGAAGUUACGACGGAUGAGGAGGUGCGAAGAGAUGGGGGGAGAGAAGGGGAGGAGGAAGGGGAGGAUGGUCGAUGGGCCGGGCGAUACUGGAGCCGGACGGAGAGGAGGCGUCACCUGGCGUUGUCACGGCAACACCGAGAGAGGCGAGGAGGAGGGGAGGACCCAAUCGGGGGAAUUCAGGGGUCACUGUCAUCUCAGACAGUGCUGGAGUUGAGCCACAUGAAGCAGAACCGACUGAGGAACAGCAAGCUGCUCGAUGAUUGGACGACGGUGGAGGAGCUGCUGACUCAUGGAACACGAGUGGAGAGUGACAGUCAGCUCUGUCCCAGCCCUCUGCUAUCGGUUACUACUGUCUGAUGGGAAUACAGGUGACUGAAACCUCCAAUCUAUAUGCCGCUUUGCACUGCAGGAACUUUUAGGGUGACCUGAACCUUUGUACGUGUUCCAAUCUCAUUGUUUUGGUGUUAACAUAGUGGUUGAAGUUGCAAAAUCCUACAUCGCAAUGGAAACAGAAAGGCCUUAAAAGGCCAGUUACAGGGUUGUUUCCAUUACUGUAACCAUUUGCCCCUGGUUCCUGCAGGGGAAAGCUGACUUAUCACUCAGGUCCAGAUUCAUUAAAUGUUUGUGUGGUGAAAACAGUGGACUGCAAUACUAAAACGACCAACUAAGAAAGAUGAGACUGACACCAAUUAUGGCCAUGCAUCUCUCAGUUAUACAGUUGAAAUUGCAUGAUCAUGGAACCAAUCUGCAACAUUUAGCAAGACAACUGCAGGUGAAUAUUGUAGUAGAUCAAAUAUCUCUUAAAGACAACAGAUGCUAUAGUUCCAGCUUUAAGUGGUUUCAUGGCUAUAGUUAUCUAAUCUCAUGCUGUAAUUAGAGACUUCUGACAUCAAUGUACAUCAAACCUCCAAACUGCACUUUACAGAUGUCAUGAAACAAACAUGAUAUGAAAAGCAUUCAAGCACUGGUCAUGUCAUGUGGGAAGGAAGGUGGUGAUUCAAAAGGAUGUCACUGGUCAAUUCAAGAUGGCCACUAUCAGUCCUCUUGAGCUGCUGCUUCUCAUUCACUACAGCAGAUUCCAACUGUUUCAAUCAAUACACACCAACUAAACAAAUCAAAGACAAAAAUGCUUGUUGCGUUCCUUCAAAGGACCUUGUACUAUCUAGAAGGCAAAUGGUUUCCUAAAAACACUAUUAACAGUGACAGUACUGGAGCAAUACUUUAGUGUUUUGUUUAAUAUAGCAUUCUAUCUAUUUCAGUGUUUGAUCACUUCAAGCAAAAUAACUUUGCCAAUGUGAGAUGUACAGGUUGGCAAGCACUUACUAAAACAUGCAUUUCCCUAGUUGGACAUAAAUGCUAUUUACAAAAAGGACACUGGUAAUGGCAGCAGCCAAUAAGAUGUAAAAAAGCAUGAGCUCCCAAGCUAAUUAUCUUACUUUCUAGCAGGACUUCUGUUUUAUGACUAAUUUGCUAACCACUAUAGUUAUCUAACCUAAUUAAUUUAAUCAGGUAGUCUCAUUGUAGGUCAAUUAUGUCCAGGCUGACUGGUUGAUUGGUUGGUCGACAUACUCUCAACCGACCAAAUCCUCAUUGGUCAGACAGUCGCUGGUGGUACUUUUCAAAUAAUGGAGAUGAGUCUUCCAAGAUUCAUUCAUCUUUUCUUUUUUUUUUUUAGUGGCAGGAAAAUAUAGACUACUUAUGCUGUGGCUUCCGAAGCGCCGAGUGAAGCGCAUUUUCGAGAACUUUUAUCUUGCUUCUCACAGUGUUCAUCAUUGGAGUGCAACAGCAGUAGCAUAGCAUUAGCAUGGAUAUCCCUGUCUUCGGCUUUUGUUUUCUGUUUACUAACACGGGCGAAGUGAAGCGUGACAUCAGGGUUGGUAGGUUCACGCGAUACAGCGGGGGUGUGGGGGUGUUAAGAUCCGAGUAUUCGGAUGUCAAAAUUAAUAUUUGGAUACCAUCACAACGACCGAAUAUUUGGAUAUUCGGGUCCAGCCCUAAUGCUAACACACCUGAAAACAGAUGUCACUUAGCCAUUCACAUAAACUGAGCAUGCACAUGCCAUUGCAAACAAGAGGCAGAGGGUUGUUUGCUUAGUUGUAGAAAAUAUAUCAGAGGAACAACAGUAAUGGGGCAUGACCAGAAACCAGAGAUUUCUUUAAGUGAUUGGAUCAAUGACGAGGUUAAACUGUUCUCUUCAGAGAAAUGGUCAUGGGAUAGAAGCGGGACGAAUUAGGAAGUAACAAAUAGCGACUGAUUAGACCCAAUCAGAAAGUGAAGAUGGGUCUCUGCAUCAUAGUUACCGAAAGUCUGUAAUUCUGCCUGUCCACACAAAAACACACUUCUAGAUAUUUUCAACUAAAAUGGAGCGGCAGCAUUUCCAAAAGUCAUACCUUCUGCUACAUUUAGCAGGUGUAACACAUUUGUUUGGAUGUAGCCAAAGUAAGUCAAACUUAGUCUCUAUACAAAGCAAAACAAAAAUAGAUGUAGACUCUCAGUGGGUUUAGCAAUACUAGCGUCCCUCCACGUUGCUCUGUAUGCAGUCCAAGAUGAAUAAAUUUGCACCACACAGACCAAGCAGGUAAUCAGAAAGAAAGAUCUGAGCUGAACAUAAAAUGCAAAAAUAGACUAAAUUGGACUCGUACCUCAAUCUUAGUGAAUCUGGAUCUCAGCUGUGAAUUUUACUGUCUGAGAGGAAGGUCUAAUUUUUUUUUUUUUUUUGCUGAAGAGUCAGAGCUCCUCAAAUGAAUCUGGGGCUCAGAAGGAAAGAAGCUAUCUGCAGGAAAGCGUGACAAUCUUACCAACCCUAGAGGAACGGAUUCAACCUGAGCUGAGUGUAAACCAACACUGCUGUCUCAAAAAAAGUCUCUAAUCCAGCGACAUCCUGCUUUCAAGGUGACUUCCUGUGGGUUUGUAUGAAUAAAAGGACUUAAAAGUGCUGCAUGAGCUCCAGACUGUAACAGAUUCUAUAACUGGAUGGAGCGGUCAGAUUCUUCACACACCAGACCGCCUGUGACUGGCAUCAAAUGUCACACCAGUGGUUGUGAUGCCUUUGUGGAAAAGUGUCUCCAUCUCCUCUUCUGGUCAACUGCCUUUGUCUCUGUGCCAUCAAAUGUCCAGUCUAUGACAUUAUAAAGCUCUGCUCGUUGUCGCUUAUCUGGGGUUUUCUGCACCUUUAUGAUCAAACAGUCUGCAAAUCCAACACAUUCGCUGGUUUCUCCUCAGUGGUUUUCAGUUUUAAUCUCUGUACACUCACACAGACUUGGAGUGUAAACAAACCAGGCCCUAUGGAGAGGUCUCACAAGUCUCCAUUCAGCACUGUCUGCAGCUGAGUUUCUAUACAGCAAUAUUUUCAUUUGGUUCUAGAGCUGCAAGAGUUCAUCUACUGAUUGAUCACUUGAUUGAAUGAAACUUAAUCGCUCACUCUUCAAAAAUUAAACAAUCAUUUUAAGGAUUUUUAAAGUAUAAACAAACUUUCCCCUAUCAGAUGUGAAGAUUUGCUGUUUUUUCUUCUGAAUAUUUUGGUUUCAGGACUGUUGGUUGGUUCAAACAUGCAUUUUAAAGAUGGCAUCCUGGGUAUUGGAAAAUUGUGUGAAUUUUUUUUGCAGUUUCUUUUACAUUUUAGAGCAAUUGAUCAUGAAAAAAAUAAAGUGGGGCUUUCAGACGCAAUGCAACAACAGGACCCCUGAAUGAAUGGCAACAUCCAGGUAGUUAUCAGCAGGUUAUUUUCUUAUUGAUAAUACAAUAAAAAUAAUAUCCCAGAAAAGUCAGAAUGGCAUCUUCAAAGUGCAUGCUUUGACCGGCAACAGUUGCUAAAAUAUUCAUAUAAUAAUCUUUAAAUGAGACACAGAAGAUCAACAAAUCCUGAUGCUUGAGUAGCUGGAAUCAGCAAAUUGUUACUUGAAAAAAUCUUAAAAUGAUCAUUUGUUUAUCAAAAUUUUCAUUCAAUCAAAUAGUCAAUUAACUGGCUAAACAUUGAAGGUCUAUUAGCAAAUAAAGACUGGCCUUUGAUGCCACAACAAUAAAUCAGAGAUCACUUUAUUGUACAACAUGUACAUUGUUCAUAUUGUGCUUCAAAGAAAUGGUUUGGCAAAUAUCCACUUAUUCUCUUUAUUGCUGAGAGGUAUUUAGGCUUAGCUUAGCAUAAAGAAUGUUACCGAGGAAAGUGCUUGCCUGCUGUUGUCCAAACGUGAAGACAUUACGACAAAGGGUCACUAAUUAACAUCUCGUACAAAAACUGAAAAAAACUACAUCUUAUGUGCUGGAAAAACUAAUCUAGCUGUUUUCCAGUUUCCAGUCUUAGCUAAGCUAACCAUCUCAUUUAAUAUACAGACAUGACAGUGGUUUUUACUUUUUUCAUAUAACUCUCAACAAGGAUGCAAACAAUUUUUUUUUGUUUGUGAAAAUACAACAUGGAAAUCUGACAAAAUGUGGCCACUGAACAUAAAUGACACUUGGUGCGUAUCAUUACACAAUGUUAGUUAUAAAAUGAGAUGUCAGCAGCAAGUUUAACCAAACGAUGGCACUUUUUAAUCUAUAAAUGACAUUUUUAUCCAGAUUGUCAGAUCUUCAGUGGUGACAUUCAGGUUGUUUUUCAAAUCAGAGAGCAUCAGUGUCAAUACUAUGGAUCACAUUGAUGACAAAUAUCCAUGUUUCUUUUAUCUUUUUAUCACAAGGGCUGCUGCGAGCCACUACGAUUACAGGCACCUUUGAGAGAAGCAGGUGGUCGGUAUAAUCAGAGAAACGUUAAUCAGGGUUUAAUGUCAUGAUGUAAUAAUGUGUCACAUAAUGAAAUAACUGUUCAAUGCAAUUUUGUUAAAUAGGAGAAAAUGUAUGUUUAUUUUCAUAUUUUGCCAGAAGAGUUUGGAGGAAUUGAAAUCCUGAGGAUGGUUUUCAUAGUUGGAGUCAAAUGAGGAUUUCUUUUUCUAAACCAUGUGUGUGUGUGCGUGUGUGCGCGUGUGUGCGCGUGUGUGCACGUGUGUCUUUGUGGUCAUGCAAGGAAGAGAAAGUUUGAUACUAACCCGUCAGUAGUGAUUAGCCAAAGAUAUCGUGUAACUUUGGUUUGUGGACAAUCUAUAGUAUAUUUUAUAAUCAUAGUAGUUUUGAUAUACUUUAUCCUUUAUUUUUUGCCUUGAGUAGAUUAUUUCUGCUUUUCACCAACAUCCUGCUAUGCUUGUGUGUGUGCAUAGAUGUUAUUGUACAAUCAACUGUUAGCAUACACUACUACUGCAGUCUAAACCUAGCAUGCUAACUCCUGAUUAGCACAGAACAAGCAUUUCCAGGAUUGCUUAAAGUGUCAUAAUUGCAAACGUCAUCAUCCUGUAUCUUUUCACAGUGUAAGCUUUUCUUUUUACAAACACAUCUCAGAGGAAGAGAUGCUCUUCAGGUGCAGUAUUAAACAGAAGUGAGUACAAUCCUGUGCAGAAUCACUAAAAUGUCGAAUGAUUAAAGCUGUAUCACCUCCUAACUGCAUUAUUUGUGCUGAACAGCGAGAUAUUUGUUCUGAUGUAAAAAAAAAAACUAACUGUCUUAAAAAUACUGACCCCAAAGCUAGAACUCAGUGCAACAAAAAUCAGCACACCUUUCAAUACUGUGAUGAAAAUCUUUUAUUUUUUUCAAUACUGUAGAUGUCCACCUUUAUUUUAGAUACAAACUCAUUCCUGCCAUCAUUCCUGACGCUUUGCCAUUCUUUGGAGGAAUUUUUUUUCAACUGCUCUUUGCCGGAGGAAUUGUGCUCUACUGGUGGCAUACUUGCCCAAGUUUAUUGUUCUUUAGAAACUGUAAUUUUGGCAGCAUGCUUUAGAUUGUUAUCAGGAUGGAAUAUUACACUACUGCCUAGGUUCUUCAGACUGGGAUUCAUCUUGUCAUCCUGUGUUUUAGUAUGUACACGAGCAUUUAUGGAGUCAUCUAUAAAUGUCAUGUCCCUCACACCUUAUGCACUCACGCAGGCCCAUAUAUCACCCCCCCCCACCUCUGUGCUUCACUGUCAGGACUAUGCAUUCACUGUGGUAGUCCUGACCAGGUUUGUGCCAAACAUACUGGGUCCCGUCUGAGCAGAACAAAUUUAUCAUGGUCUCAUCAAAGAAUGUGCAAGGAAUAUUCAUCAGAUUUGUCUUUAAACAAAUUUUAAUCUUGUGGUUUUUUGCCAAAGAGCAAACAAGCUUUUUUUUUUUCAAAAUCUUGGAUGCCAUCCAUAGAGGCUGACAUUAUGCACUGUCCUUCACAUUGUCUGCCUGAUUACUGCUGCAAAUGUGUUUCCACUUAUUUUUAAUUUGUCAGUGAUCUUCUUAUAGCCUUUUCCACCUGUGUUACAUCUCACAAUCAGAUUGUUCAGUUACUCUGUCAAGUUUUUUUUCCCAUGUGGAGCCAUGAUGCAGACAUGUAGACACAACCAAUAGGUCCCAAACUGAGAAUGUUCUGCUGUUCAUGGGUCAUUUCAUAACCAUGUUAAUGCAGUUAGGCUGAUUGUACACAGUUUUGCUUCAAUGAUCACAGAUACAUUGAGUUUUUAAUUUGGAGCCUGUAUUUUCAAUGUAGUCUUUCUAAAGUAUUUAAUUUUGAUUGUUCAUUAGAGUAAAUACUCUACUGUUGUACUUAGAAAUAAUGCAAUUAUUGAGUGGUGAUGAAAUUUGGAAACAUUCAACAUUUAAGUGGUGUGCUCACUUCUGUCGUAUACUGUACAAAUAUCUAAUUUUGCUAAGCUAAACCAGAGCCAAAUAACUGGUCGUGUUUGUUCCGGUUACAGGUCAUAAUAAAUACAUUUUAAAAAAUCAAUCUGUGAAGCAUGCAGCUAGCUAACUAUGCAUCUUAGCUAGUUUCAUCUGUCCAUGCUGGUUUGCCAGAACCUCUGAGGCCAGAUCUUCCACACCAAAGAGAAUUCCAAAAAGGGAAAUAAUAUUAUAAAAAUAAUCAAACUUUCUUGAGAUGUUGCCAACUUGUACAUUAUGUUAUUUUUUUAUUAAUUUAUUUUCCCUUAACACUUGUUCAGCAUUUAGGGAAAUGCGCUCAUUCUCCUAUCUUAUAAGAUUCUUUAGAUGUAGAUAGUUUCGCUUAACAACAGUAGGUAGACUGUCUCUGUCCAAAGGUGGCUCUUGUAACUCCUCCUACACCGCCUAUAUUCUAUGAACUAAUACGCUUCAUGGCUGCCUCUAUGUGGCCUGCAAUUUUUGGAGAAGUAGCUUGUGCACAUGCUAACAAAUUAAUCCUACACAUCCACAAGAUGCCAUUCAGGAUACAACCAGGGAGAGCAGAAAGAAGCAGUUGUGAGUUGUCCUGCUCACAAACCAUUUACCUGUUGCUGCCAUAGACUGUACUUUAAAGAUGCACGUAGCCUUCAGGUCUGAAAAGUGCCUUAAACCUGCAUUCUUUAUAACAGCCAACAGGGGGCAACUCCUCUAGUCACAAAUAGAAUUAUAUAGAAGUCUAUGAGGAAAUGACCCUAAUUCUCAUUUGAUUUAUUACCUCAGUCAAUGAACAUUUUCCUCAUGAGUUUAUGGUCUUAGUUGCUAGUUUCAAGUCUCCUGUUAUACAGCGUGGUGUUCAUUUUGCAGUGUAUGGUCCCAUUUAGUGCAAAGUAGAAGGUAAAGUAUAGAAUUCUUUAGAGUGUGGCUACCUUGUGUACACCAUACCACAUAGGUGUGCAUAAGUACCAUAACUUGCCCAUCUUGUCAAGUUACAGAAACAGAGAUGAUGAUGAGCAAAAUUCCAAAACAAAGUGUCUACAAACCAAUGGGUGACAUCAGUGGUGGCUACGACCAUCUUUUAUGUACAGUCUAUCGUACAUGGUACAGGUUUUACUGUAACUUCCUAGAGUGCUUACAUUGUGCAAAAGCAGAAGUUUACAAGGAAGAUAUUUUGUUUCUGGCUAGAAAUGAUCAGGCCCUAAUCUGCCCCCUAGUGGUUAUACUUCUCAGUCCGCCAGAUACACAGUCACUGCUAAACAAGAAAUAGUUUCAGCAACAGGCUAGUAUGUAUUAAAAGGACGGUCUACAAUGUGACUAUUAUAGAGUUUACAGGUGUGAUAAGAGGAGUAAAUGAGCACAUUUCCCAAAAUGUUCCAUAAUUCAUUUACAGAGUUGACCUGAGAAGAAGCUCUCAGUAACUAACUUUACUUUUAUUAGGAUUAUUGUUAGAAAGUAACAGAAGCUUCAUGUUCUUCAGGUUGUGUGAAACUGGUCCUGAAUUUUCAUUUGUGACUCUUGUGAUUUCCUGUCAGGGCUGUGUGCAAUAAUCAGAGGUUUAUGUGCCAAACUGCUGGCCGACUCUGAACCGCUUCGUGCUCAGGUCGAGUCUGUGUGACGUCAGCAGGGGAGUUUAUGAGUGUGAUGAGACGGGACUGGUCUGACCUUACAGUAUGGAUUUUUCUAUUCCAGUUUGUGUUUCCAUAAACCCUGUGACCUCACAAAUGUAACUGAAAAUCUGAACUCUGAUGUCUGUGAAACUGUCGGCCCUGAGCGGCUGUGGGAAAGAUUUCUGAUGGAACUCAUCACCCAGAACUUGUGUAAAGAAAUGUCAGUAAACUGUGCAGAUUUAAAUAUA